This is a messenger RNA of Clarias gariepinus (North African catfish), 2947 nucleotides long. Its product is annotated as multidrug and toxin extrusion protein 1-like. Gene Ontology annotation, biological process: xenobiotic detoxification by transmembrane export across the plasma membrane. The transcript has 18 exons. NCBI's taxonomy places the organism in Eukaryota, Metazoa, Chordata, Actinopteri, Siluriformes, Clariidae. The record is from RefSeq and is a predicted model, not a curated record. Gene Ontology annotation, cellular component: membrane. Gene Ontology annotation, molecular function: xenobiotic transmembrane transporter activity; antiporter activity. The coding region runs from base 238 to 1983 and encodes 581 amino acids.
UGGCUUUAACGCAACCUGCCCCGCCUGUCCUGCCCCUGCUGUUCCGCUGGUGUUCCCGGGGCAGGACUGAGUUUCACCAGCUCGGUAAUAUUUACCGUAAAGUUCAAACUUCCCCGAGUGUCCAGGCUGAUCAGAUAACGGAACGGAGCUGUGUCUCAGUGUCUCAGUGUCUCAUCGCUCUCUUCUGGACGUCUCCCUGUCCCUCGUCUCUCUCUCUGUAUUACUAGCACUGCAACAAUGGAGAGGAAAGAAGACGCUCAGAUGAAUGGGGUUUCAGCUUCUGAAGUCUCUGAUGCUCCAUCAGGCUCCAGCUGUGUGUGUGGAGGAUGUGCGAGGAAACUGCGGAGCUGCAUCCCUGUGAAUUACAAAGAGGAAAUCUCAGAGAUAGUCAAACUGGCUGGACCUGUGUUUAUUUCACAGCUGAUGAUCUUCUUGAUCAGCUUCGUCAGUACUGUGUUUUGUGGACACUUGGGGAAGACAGAGUUAGCAGGUGUCUCUCUGGCAAUAGCUGUUAUUAACGUCACAGGCCUGUCCGUUGGUGUGGGUUUGGCGUCCGCAUGUGACACACUCAUCUCUCAGACGUUUGGCAGUAAAAACCUAAAGCGUGUCGGGGUGAUCCUGCAGAGGGGGGUCCUCAUCCUCACACUGGCCUGCUUCCCGUGCUGGGCCGUCCUGAUCAACACCGAGAGCAUCCUGCUGGCUGUGAAACAGAACCCCAGGGUGGCCAGCCUCUCCCAGCUGUAUGUAAAGAUAUACAUGCCUGCUCUGCCUGCUGUGUUUAUGUACCAGUUGCAAGCAAAAUAUUUGCAGAAUCAGGGUAUAAUCUGGCCUCAGGUGGUCACUGGGGCCACUGGAAACAUCCUGAACGCUUUGAUAAACUACCUCUUUCUUCAUGUGCUGAAUCUGGGUGUGGCUGGUUCUGCGAUCGCAAAUUCCAUUUCUCAGUGCUCAUUGGCCCUGAUCCUUUUCAUCUACAUUUGGUGGAGAGGUCUGCACAAGGCCACGUGGGACGGCUGGACUCGAGACUGCCUACAGGAAUGGGGUGCCUUCUUUCGCCUAGCCUUACCUAGCAUGCUAAUGCUAUGUGUGGAGUGGUGGACUUAUGAGAUUGGAGGAUUCCUGGCAGGUCUGAUCAGCGAGACUGAGUUAGGAGCGCAGUCUGUUGUGUAUGGACUGGCCACGAUUGCAUACAUGUUUCCUCUUGGCUUUGGGGUGGCAGCAAACGUCAGAGUCGGAAAUGCUCUUGGAGCAGGAAACACACACCAGGCAAAACUCUCCGGCAAAGUGGCCCUGGUCUGUGGAUCCUUGAUCUCGUGUGUGGUUGGUGCUUCACUAACUGGAUGCAAGGAUAUCAUUGGAUACAUCUUUACAACUGAAAUAGAAAUUGUGCAGAGAGUUUCACAAGUCAUGGUUAUGUAUGGAUUUCUUCACCUAUUUGAUGCGAUUGCAGCCAUUACAGGUGGUAUUGUCAGAGGUGCAGGAAAGCAACUGCUUGGUGCUUUGUGUAUUUUGGCCGGCUACUAUUUAGUGGGUUUUCCGCUCGGAGUGUCGCUUAUGUUUGUACUUAACAUGGGAAUUAUUGGUCUGUGGAGUGGGUUCUUUGUGUGUCUCGUUUUACAGUCUCUUUUCUUCCUCAUUCUAAUCUACAAACUUGACUGGAAACGUGCAACUGAACAGGCUCGGAAACGAGCAGGCGUACAAACACCCGAACCCAAAGUCGAAUCCUUCGGCCUGGAAAAUAAGUGUGCUGAUAAAGAUGUAUUAGAGGAAGCGCAGGCUAGUCCAGGAGACCAAGCUGACGUGGAAGCAAGUGGGGAAAAUGAUGACAAAGGAGCUGAAGGACAUGGAGUGAUGGUCACUGUGGGUGAUGUUCUGACCUUAAAACAGCUGCUUGUUCGUCGAGGGCUGACUCUUUUCCUGAUGAUACUCAUCCUCGCUGGUGGGAUCAUUUUGAACGAGUUUCUCACAGGCCUCCUCAGAUGAACACUACUUGAUAUAUGCACUGACAAAACGUUACCUUUCUCAGCAAAUAUUAUGAGAUCCAGGGAGGGUAGAAAUACUACCUUGUUUUACAGCCCAAGGGUCAGAGUCUCUCUAGGAGAAUGAAAAUAAAGAGCAAUACAAUAAGCCGGACUAAAGACCGAUGGCAAAAGGUACUUAAGCCAAAUCAUAUCAUGUUAACUAUUUUAGUUUUUUUUUUUCUACAAACUGUAUAUGUAAGCUAAGCCAAAGAAUUAUGUAGCUGCGAUGUUUGAAAAUGAGCCAAACGGCUGUUAAACUAGAACUGAGCAAUGUUCUGGUAUAGUCGUACUGUAGGUGUUUAAAUGCUACAUUUUUUCCAUCAUAUUUUAAAUAACUACUUGUAAUAUUAAAAUAUAAAUUUGACCCUGAUUUAUGUGAUCUAUCCAAAGCCAGACUCGGGACCAGACGCACUUCUUAGGAAACAGAUCCUGCAUUAAGCUGCAUAAUGGGUCUGGUUUUAAGUAGAGAGGGAAACCAAUUCCCCUGGACGAAUGCUUUUAUAUCACUUACGAUAUCCAUUAUCAGUAUUUAAACUCAAUCACAGACGAAUCACAUGGGAUAUACUGUAUAUGUGUGUUUCAAACCCACAGGCUAUGCACCAGCCCUCUUUAGCGAUACCCUUUAAUGCAGAAACACACCGUCCAAAUUUUUAUGAAUGAUUUAGGCUGUUAAAUUAAACUUAGAAGUAAGGAUUCUGGUAAAGUAUGGAAUUAAGCGAGAAAUUAGAAAAAAACAAGUUAUUAGGCAGGCAAUUGUGAUCAUGUAACCUGUAUGGUAAAUACUGUCAUUAUACAAAUAAUCAUGUGAUAUUUAAGUGCUGUUGACAGUUGCCCAUGCUGAUAUCAUGUCAACUCAGGGCUUAGGAGACCUUCCUAAAUUUCCAAGUGUGGGAACUCCAAACUUAGGAGGGGACAGAUGUCAUUGC